GGCGCCUAUGUGGAGGAUGGAGGAAUACGUAAAAUGGCGGCGCCCAUGAACCGGAAGCAGCGUGUCACGUGGGUGAUAACCAACCAAUCAGAGCGCAGUUUGGGGGCGGGUCCGCCAUUGGCGGGAGAUCCUCAGUGAGCCCCAUGGAGGCCCCGAAGCGAGCGGGAGCUGCCGGGGGCCCCCCCGGGGGUCCCAAGAAGUUCCGGGGGGGUCCCCAGGGCCCGUCCCAGUUCGAGGAGGAAUUGGCCCAACUGGGAGAACUGGAGGAGCUGGAGGAGGAGCUGGGAAUGGGGGAGGGGCUGCCCCCGGACCCCCAGAGCCAGCCCAGCGGUUCCCUCUUUGUGGGGGAGGUGCCCCCCAAGUGGCGCCGCCCGGCCCCUCCCCCGCAGCCCCCCGAGACUUUGACCUUCCUGCAGCUGGACAUCGACCACUACGUGG
Passer montanus (Eurasian tree sparrow) is the source of this 438-nucleotide messenger RNA. Its product is annotated as DNA polymerase delta catalytic subunit-like. The annotation marks the transcript as partial. NCBI's taxonomy places the organism in Eukaryota, Metazoa, Chordata, Aves, Passeriformes, Passeridae. The record is from RefSeq and is a predicted model, not a curated record. The transcript is spliced from 3 exons.